Molecule: messenger RNA, 999 nt
Organism: Glycine soja
Lineage: Eukaryota; Viridiplantae; Streptophyta; Magnoliopsida; Fabales; Fabaceae
Product: putative F-box protein At1g67623
Exons: 1
Coding region: 44-679 (211 amino acids)
Molecular function (GO): protein binding
Source: RefSeq, a predicted model, not a curated record
UUGUAAAGUAAGAAAGCCUCCUCCAACCUUCCCUGUUAGAUCGAUGGGUGAUUUAAGAGUUAAGAAAAAGAAAGGAAGCAACAAGAAGAAGCAUGGGUCUGUGUCUGUCACCGCCAUCAAAUUUCUUCCUAAGGAGUUGCAAGUGGAGAUUUUUGCCAAGGUGGCCACUCGCUCCGUAUUUGACCACUGCAUGAUUAAACUAUGUUGCAAAGAAUUUCUUCGCGCAGCGGAGGAUAAUUACGUGUACCGUCACGCCUCCAUGGAGAAUUUUGCGUUGGUGCCGCUACCAUGGUUCAAAGGCAAUAAUAAAGAAUUCCCGUUUCUGAAACGUUGCAGGGAGAGCGGUAACUCGGAGAUUUUGUACCGUGAAGGAAUGGUUCAAUAUUUCACUUCUUCAAUGAUGGAAUUGGGUCUCAAGAAUUUGAAAGAGGCGGCGCUGGAGGGUCACCAUGAUGCCAAAUAUGUUUAUUGCAUGCUUUUGAUGUGCGGUGAAGAUGAAUUAGGAGAAAGAAAGCAAGGUUUUGAUCUCUUUUGUUCCUUGAAAGCGUCGUCCACGUCUCUUAUUAGAUGCAGAAAAAGGGUUAAAUCUUUUGUCCAAAAUAUCUGGGUCAAUAAUAACCCUGCGAUUAAAGAUCACAAGUCAUCAUCUUUCUGCUGUUCUGGCACGUGUGAUAGUUAGAGGCUUUCAAGAAGAAGAUGGUCACCGUUUGAGGAUAAAGAAGAUGGCGGUAGUAUUGGUAUUUCGUGCGAACGUUGCGGUGCGGACUAUGAACUUAGUUUGUUUCGCAACAUAUUUCGAGUCUAAGUUGAAUUUCUCUUCCACACAUGAGAAUAUAGGAAAACAAGUUCAAAUACACUUUGAUUUUUCUUUCUCUUUUCAAAAAAAAUUUCCUUCUUAUAUUUUAGGUUCAACUUACAUCCUUGUAUAGUCUAGUUCCAACUUGAUUAUAGAAACAGAAAAAUAUAAAUUAAACAAAAUAUGAUCACGUUUUAAUUGUU